Molecule: messenger RNA, 6273 nt
Organism: Falco peregrinus (peregrine falcon)
Lineage: Eukaryota; Metazoa; Chordata; Aves; Falconiformes; Falconidae
Gene: NXNL1
Product: nucleoredoxin like 1
Biological process (GO): photoreceptor cell maintenance
Cellular component (GO): mitochondrion
Source: RefSeq, a predicted model, not a curated record
AUGGCCGCCCUCUUCGCCGGGCGGGUGCUGCUGACCGACCGGCAGCGGGAGCGGUUGGAUUCGGAGCGGGAGCUGAGCCGGGCGCUGGACAACCGGGUGCUGCUGCUCUACUUCGGCCGGGCGCGCUGCCCGCGCUGCCGCCGCUUCGUCCCGCUGCUCCGCCGGUUCUUCGUGCGCUUGACAGACCCACGGCACGUGGUGCGCGCCGCGCAGCUGGCGCUGCUCUACGUCUCGUGCGAUGGGAGCGAGGAAGAGCAGGGAGCCUUCCUCCGCACCCUGCCGCGCCGCUGCCUGGCACUGCCCUUCGCGGACGCCUUCAAACGGGAGCUGGAGCUGCGCUUCGCCGUGGCCGAGGUGCCCACCGUGGUGGUGCUGAAGCCCUCUGGGGAGGUGAUCACCGCCAACGCCGUGGAGGAGAUCCAGCGCGCCGGUCCCGCUUGCUUCCAAAACUGGCAGGAGGCUGCUGAGCUGGUGGAUCGCAAUUUUCUCUUGGCAGAGGAUUUUGACAACUGGAGCAGGAGAAGCAUCACCGAUCCCAUCCGCCGCCUCAAGUACAAGGUGGACGAGAAGGAGGAGGAGGAGGAGGAGGAGGAAGGCGAAGAGUUGUCUUAGCUCCGGGCUGAAGUGGCCGGGAACAUCCCUUGGGCCACCAUCCCUGCCUGGGAUCUCCAGAACCUUAGAAGUCCACAAAACCCACGUUAAUUUUCCAAAAAGUGAAUUGUUUUAGGGCAAAAUGUGCUCUGUUCCCACUACUGCGAAAACGACAAACUGGGCAAACUGGAAUUCUGUUCCCUUUCAGUCACCUUGGGCCAUUUAUUUACCAGCAAAACCAGAAAAAAAGCAGCCGCUGGAGACCAGCACUCAGCGAACCACUGGCUAACCAGCUGAUAAAAUUGAUAGUAAAAAACUGCAUUAAUUUUUUUAUUUUUUUUUAAAUUUUGGUGAAAAAAAAAAAAAGCAAAACCAACCUGCUGUGCAGGCACAGAGAAACACCCGCAGGAAGAGAAGCCCUACGUCUCCCACCUCGUGCUGCCAUUCCACCACCGUAAAUCCACAUCCCGGAGAAAUCGACGCAAAGUGGGGGGCACUGGGGGCAGGGUCCCCACACGCUGCAGCCGCCCCAGUGACCCCGGUGACCUCCCCGAGCGCCAGCCAGCUCUUUUAUUUGCUUGUUUUCUUUUUAUCUGCUUGUUUUCUUUUUAUCUGCUUGUUUUCUUUUUGUCUGUUUUUUUAUCGCUUUUUUCUUUUUGUUGCUUUAUUCUUUUUGCCUGCUUUUUUCUUUCUGUUUUCUUUCUAUCUGCUUUUUUCUUUUUAUCGCUUUAUCUGCUUUUUCAUCUGCUUUUUUCUUUUUGUCUGCUUUUUUCUUUCUAUCCGCCUUUUCUUGUCAUCCGCUUUUUUUCUUUUUGUCACUUUUUUCUUUUUAUCUGCUUUUUUUCUUUUUGCCUGCGUUUUUUCUUUUUAUCUGCUGAGCACAGUUGCCACCUGGUGCUGCGCAGCACCUGGCACUGCAGGCAGCAGCGAUCCGCAGGGAAGCUGUGUCCCAUCCCAGAGGAAUCCCAAACCCAUCGUGGGCUGCCAGGGCAGCGCAUCCCCCGGGAACCGUCCCUCCGCUUCCUCCUUCCUGCUUCCCCAAGCCAAAUGCUUUGGGACAAAUGGUACCCAGUUUUGGUAUGCCAACAGCUGACGCUCCGCGGGCAAAAAUUGCGUUUACGAAGGAAUCCGGCUGCGCAGCAUCGUCCUGCUCCCGGUGGUCAAGGGGCUGGAAAAGUGAGGGGAGUGGAAAAGGACCAUUCAUUUGCUGGGGUUCGGUCCCCUGUUCUCCAGCAGAGGAUUCAGAAAAGCUUCGCCGGCUCCGUGAAAGACCUGGGAAGCAAAGUGUGCGUUGAGGACGGACGGAGAGGCCACGCGAGGUCGACUCCACUCAACUUGUUUUCUCAUUUAAUCCUCCCUCCCUUCGCCCAGCAGGUUGGCCAGGAGGCCGGGAAGGGGGAGAAGUCCCAUAAAAUCAGUGGUUGGGAGGGACUCUGCUUUGGGGAGAAGGCGGCGCUGCCGUUGGGAUGCUCUUGGGCGUGCGGACGCUGCAUGAAUUGGCGCAAAUAAAACCCCAAAGCGCUUUCGGGGGACGCAGCGGCUGGGGACAUGAGGCUGCACUGGCUGCUGGGCACCCAUCAAACCGUAAUUGCAUUUAAUUCAGGCAACUUCCAAAAGCUCAGGUGCCCGUAUUUAAAAAAGAAAUUAUAAAUCACACGUGAGGAACCUGGAGGCAACGGGCCACGCUGUCACCUGGGAUUAACUGGCCCCGCAGAACUCUGGUGUCGAUGGAAGGAUGCUCGGCGCCUGAAAUCAGGUCAAGUCCAGCGACGUGAAAUGGGGAUUUUUACCAGCCCUACCCCUUGGAUUGAAACUCCGUGCUGCCUGCCAGGAGCAGAAAAAAUCCCACCCAAAACCCAUUUAAACCAUUAUUUCUCCAUCUCAAAUUCCACCGGAGAUUAACCCCCCCCCCCCCCGAUGGACGCAUCGCACGGCGCUGUUAAGACGUUUUGCUCUGCUUUCACACGCGGGGCUUAUUAUUUAUGUGUCUGGGUCACAGAACGGGGGGUGUUCGGAUGCUUGGGGCAGCGUCUAAGCGCCCUUCAGUGCAGGGCAUCCAUUUCAGAUAGAUUUGUUGUUUCAAACAUGCUGCAGAAUUCUUGCUUUGCCUUUUCCCUGUGUCACACAACCUCCCUACAACGGGGCUGGCCGCUCCGUAGGAAUAAAAUGCUCCGACGCGCAUGGAAUCCCAGCGGCGGUCCGCAGGCUUCAGGCAGCAGAGGGUUAACGACAGCUGGGUAAGGAGGAUGGAUUCGAUGUGGUAGGUAGCCUGGGAUGUGAGUAAUUUCACAACGCCCAUGAGGAAUGUGGAAGAUCCACACACCCCGAGGUUGCAGACGCAUCCCACGCAGGCUGCGCAUAGCGUCGCCCGACCCAACGCCUGGAUUUACUGGUUUCACCGGCAAACACCGCGACGCUGCGGUACUUGGGCAUUUCUCACGAGAGGCGAUGGCUUUUUCCUCGUCUGUGUCUUGGCUGAGGAAGGACAAUGAAGGAGAGGGAAGACGUUCCCUACACCUAAGCCGACGGUUUUACUUGCAGAUGAUGUUAUGGUGACCAAGAGGGCGAAACGCGACGCUGGCACAUAUGGACACCAGGGGGUUGUUGUUGUUGCUGCCCAAGCCUUGCUAUGAAAAAAAUCUCCUAAAGUCAGGUUUCCGUUUGCUGGAAAAGGUGCGAAGAAACUCGACAAUUAGAACUUGCGGCGGUCAUUUCUCAGAAAACAGUGGUUGCAAAUCUCCUGCGUCAGAAAAUGAAUAAAUGGUGAGAGCAGCAGGAUUCAUCCCAUACCCUCCAUAGGUUGGGGUUUGUUUUUUUUUUAGUGUUUUGUCUGGCAUCUCCAGUUGCUGGAAAAGGUGCGAAGAAACUCGAUAAUUAAACCUUGCAUCGGUCAUUUCUCAGAAAACAUUUUUCCUGCGUCAGAAAAUGAAUAAACGCUGAGAGCAGCAGGAUUCAUCCCAUACCCUCCAUAGGGGUUUUUGGUUUGGGGGGUUUUUUUUAGUGUUUUGUCUGGCAUCUCCAGUUGCUUUCGCAGAAUGCUGCUUCUCCUCCUCUCAAAGAGCGACAGCCGUGCUCACGGGCUGCGGGGCUUUGGAGGUGUUCACCCAAAAACCUGAGAAAGAACCUCAGCCCCCCCGGACUCGGGAAGGUGCCACGGCAGGUGCUCCAGCUCACCAUGAACGGGCCGGCAACCAGGGCCAGCACCAUCCCUGGCCACCGUGCCAGCCGCGUGGACCUCGUGGCCAAUGAGGUGCUCCAUGUCACCAAACACCUGAGGAACAUCGGCAGGAAAUUGCAGAACUUCCGCGAGCUCUUCCGAAAAGGAGAAGUUACUUCAGCUUCUGUGGAAGCCAAGCUGGCAGACUUACUGCAAGCCAUCUCCUCCUUCCUGAACACGUGUCCUGCUUUGACCGGGGAUGCCAUCCAGCCUGCCGUAGCAGCCCUUAUCGCCAAUAUCGACGGUAAAUCCUAACCCUAGAGAACCUGACGAGCGCUGUAGUUGUUGCCCUGGGCUCAGUGGUGAUGGGAAGCUUUUAGGUGGGCUCAGCACAGACACAGCUGGCCGUGUGCGUGGAAAGCAACAUCAGCACCGAAGCUGAGCAGAAGUUGGUGACCGUCAAGGCUUGUUUGUAUCCAGGUCCCAUCUUUAGGGAAGACAAGGCUUUGAAAACGUAUGAAAGUGAGAUAAAGGCUUAGAGGCGAAGCUUUGCUAUCCAGGCUGGCGAUCCUGCUGGCAAAGCGUAUUCUGAUAAUAAAGACGCAUUGCGUUUGGAUGCUGAGCCCAAGGAACGGGAACACGAGGCUCUGGGGGGGCUGUUCUUGGCUCGGUUGUGUCUGUUGGAGCGAGCAGGUGCCUGGUGGGACUUCUCUCCCCGUUGAAAUCCUGUAUAACCCUGUGCAAAAUGUUUCACGUAUUUGCUUGUCGGCGCACGGCGGAGGGCGAUAACACCUCGGUUGGGCGGUUUGGAGAUGAAUCCUUGCUGCUCUUCGCAUCCCCGCUUUGCAUGUCGGUUUCUGGGAGCUCAGAUCUACUUAAAUCUAGUGGAAGCCCCUUAACCUAGUCCCAGGCUCCUCAGGAGGAAGGCGCAGUGGUUCCAGACCUUUGUCCUGGAGGUCUGAUGAGCUCCAAGAGGAAACACUGAGGGUCCCACCUCAACACGCUGCGGGUGGUCCCUACCGGAGCGGAGCCGGGACCACCUCUCGGCAGGGAGCUGGAAGGGAGGAAAGUGCUCUGACCACACCACCGCUGUCGCUCUGGUUCCUUUCCUCCCCUGCCUUCCAAAGCCUGGCCGGCGUGAAAAUAUUAUUUGCUGUGUAAAAUAGCAGCAGUGACGGAACGGGCAGUGUAAGGAGACUUCGUAGGGGUCCGCUCCUGUGUGUUGUCCCAAGGCUCUACAGUAACUUGCCAUUGUGCUUGGCCCAAAAUAGUAAUUAAAAAAAAAAAAUUCACCCCUUGGAAUGGGCUGUGCUGGAGGAGCUCAGUGUCAGGAGAGCAGCCGAAGCAGCUUUCUGCGCCACGAUCCGUGCCCAUCCCACUGCCCGGGCCAGCGCAGGGACCGCUGCUGUAGCUUCCCCAGGCUGAGAGGAGUUUGCUAUCACGGCAUGUCACCUCAGAAGCAGAAGAUGGGCCAUUUCUCAAAAAUUCCUGUACUUUCCCCUUUUGUGAGCUUCUGACCUGCAAAAGAAAGUUUUGGGGUUUACCAUCUCCACUUUAGCCUCCAAAAAAAAACCCACCAGAAAAGGACAGACUCAUUCGACAAGAAUGCCCUGAAAUGGUCUGAAGAGGGUGGGAACGGGGAUCCUGAGUGAGAUUCCUGGUAAAUAAGGAGCCUCACUUUAACUUUUAUUAGCUUUUUUUAAUAGAAGUGGAGGGGUGUUGCCGUACAAUGUUGCAAUCCUUUGGGCUAUAAAUCCCUUUGCUCUAGAAAAACACUUUUUAUAGCACUUACCAGUACCUGAAAUUUGCAAACAGGCUACAAUAAUUAUAAUGAACGUACCUGCAAUUAUACUGCUCGAAGAGACAAAACUGAGAGAUGGGCGAGGGAAGGUUUGACCGGAGAAACUCAUCACGCCGAUGCUGUGGUUGCGCAUCCCAGUUCUCUUGCUCCCCUCGUUCUCCUGCUCCUUUCCAAAAGGCAGCCGUUACCUCUGGAGCCCAAGCAGAAAGGGUCACACAUGAGCCACCACCUUCAUGUGAGCCUGAAACGUUCGGCACUGAAGCAGCAAUUCGGAGAUUCUAGGAUUAUUUUUUUGUGAAUGAAACAAGUGUUAAUGAUAGAAGGGUCAGCUGAGAGUUAACUCUGGACCUGGGGGCUGCUGCAGCCAGGGGGGCAGCAGAGCCUGUAGGGUUGCUUGCUGUGACCUCUGGGGUGCAACCACAAGGAGAAGUUUCACAGAAGAAAUUUAGCAGCGUUACAUGGGUCUCCAGCAGACAAGGAAAGAGAAGCUGAUUUGGGGAGUCCAGGGCCACAGGCGUAUUUUUAGGUUGCAUAAAAAAAAGUCUUUUUUUUUUUUUAAAAUUACUCAUUAUUUAGUGAAGAAAAAUCGAUAGCUUCACAGCCGAGCACAAGUUUGUUUGUUGACCAUCACAUCUUUGCUGUCGGUGUCUCUAAUAGUUGCAGAAGUUCACUUUGUGCUUACUUCCAUCUCUAAUCUUUGAAUAAACGUUUUCUAUGUCCCGUA